ACACCCCUUUUUUCCUGCUACGUCACAGUUUCACGCUCGCGAAAGCGCAGGGAAUGCUGGGAAACAGGGACUGAUCUUUUGGUUAUGAUGGAGGUAAACAGACGGAACAGAAUCUUCUGUACAAUGCAAGAGGAACGACGGUAGUUAUCAAACAGUAAAAAACAAACCAAAAAAACUGUUAAAGUUGAGAAGGGCUGCGCUGCGGUCUGUGAGGUUCACUACAGUAUCCCUUUGCGUUAAAACUUGUACUACUCGUUGUACUACUUCUUAUUAACAUGGCUCAUAUGUUCGAUUGUUAAAGGACAGCAUCUCUACCCCAGGCGACACAGUGGGGCCAGAAGGUUGAGUAAUGUUCCUUGGUUUUCCUCGAGAAGAUGGAUGAAAAGUCCAGUAACAGUCGGCUUCUGCUGGCCCUGGUGAUGGUACUACUCUUCGGUGUCAUUGUGCUACAGUACAUCUGCCCUGGCACCGACUGCCAGCUACUCCGCCUGGGCUCCCUGUCCUCCAAAGCAGGCGACGGUCUUGGCGGGUCUCACGGCGCGGAUGUCGAGGGCAGCAAAGGAUCGGGUGCCGGAGACCCGUACGUCGCGGAGGACAGGACGUUAGCUCGCUACAUACCGCGCUUUAACUUCUCAGCGGGCGACCUCAGCCGAACUGUGGACUUCAACAUCAAGGGCGACGACGUGAUUGUUUUCCUGCACAUCCAGAAGACCGGCGGCACCACGUUCGGCCGACACCUGGUGCGCAACAUCCAGCUGGAGAGGCCUUGCGAGUGCCGUGCCGGACAGAAGAAGUGCACUUGUUAUCGGCCGGGCAAGAGAGAAACCUGGCUUUUCUCCCGCUUUUCCACGGGUUGGAGCUGCGGACUGCACGCCGACUGGACCGAACUCACCAGCUGUGUUCCGGGCCUCAUGAACACGCGGGAGCCGCUCAAGCCGCGCACCCCCAGGAACUACUACUACAUCACCAUCUUGCGGGACCCCGUGUGGCGCUACCUAAGCGAGUGGCGGCACGUGCAGCGCGGUGCCACCUGGAAAGCCUCGCUGCAUGUAUGUGAUGGGCGUGCCCCCACCCUGUCCGAGCUGCCCAACUGCUAUCCUGGGGACGAUUGGUCAGGCUGCACGCUGGAGGAGUUCAUGGACUGCCCUUUCAACCUGGCCAACAACCGGCAGACGCGCAUGCUGGCCGACCUCAGCCUGGUGGGCUGCUACAAUGCGUCAGCUAUGAGCGAGGAGGAGCGCGGCGCCGCCCUGCUGGAGAGCGCCAAGCGCAACCUGCGCGGCAUGGCCUUCUUCGGCCUGACCGAGUUUCAGCGCAAGACGCAGUACCUGUUUGAGCGCACCUUCCAGCUGAACUUCAUCGCCCCAUUCACGCAGCUGAACGGGACGCGGGCCGCUAGCGUGGAGGUGAGCGCAGAGACGCAGAGGUGCAUCCGGCAGCUGAACCGCUGGGACGUGGAGCUGUACGAGUACGCCCGCGACCUCUUCCUGCAGCGCUUCCAGGUCGCACGGCAGCACGAGCGGCAGGAGCAGCGGCAGCGCAGGCAGCAGGAGCGGAGGCGGCGGCUGCGGAGCAGGGUGCCGGUGACGAUGGCGCAGGCCAGGCGGGCAGGUGUUUUCGGUGCCCAGGCGGAGGGGCACCCCGUCCCAGAGCAGGGGCAGGAUGGGAAGGAUGGCGAGAUGGCAGAGUGGAUGGAGGCCUGGUGGGAGCUGGAGGAGAAUGGCACAGAGGACUACCUGGACAAUGUGGAGCAGUGGCGGUAAAUGGUUGUUAUUUGGUUUGGGUGAAUUAAGCCCAUUCCUAACCCUGCUACUGAAUCCAAACUCAACAGUGGGUUUUUUUAAAGAGACUCCUUUAUUUAUUUUAUUUACUCGAAAGGGACAUGGAAAACGAUUUUUAGAAACUUUCUCUGUUCCACUCCACUCCAUCAAUCCAAAGUCUCCAGUGUGGUCUGACUGCUGCAUGCUAUCUGACUCUUAAAAACUCACCCAUGACUAUACUUGUGUUCACCUCUAGCUUUUUUAUGUAGGAUUUGAUUGCUCAUUCUUUAAUGUCAUUAUUAUUACUGUCAAGGUUGAAAUUUCAACCAUCUUGCCAUUUUUUUCCUCCCUUCAUAACCAUUUUCUAUAUUGCGCACAUAUACUGACUGAUCAGUAGUGUCUCUUGAAUAUUUCUCUUUUUUUCCUUUUGAAAUCUUUGCCUGCUCAGUGUAACAUCCCCUUCUUGCCCAUCAGGAUACCUCCAAGAAAGUUGGAAUGUGUUCCUUAUCACUCACCUGGCGAUCAGAAUACUGUUUUAAACACUGCGGGUUGCAUGAAAACUGGUAAUCUGCAGUCAUCUGGUCUGUGGGCAGGUUUUAAAUGUGAACUCCAUGUUGUCUCCCCCGAGUGUUUUUUUCUGUUCACGUUUCAUCUGCAGUUUACCCGAUAACACACUACUAUAGAUACUCUACAAGAACUUCUACCAUUAGUAUUUGCCCUCAUCGGUUCUGAAAUCCCCUUUCCUAUCCCAGAACAGGCUUUAUCCUGUUUUUAAUGAAACUCUUUCUUUUGCUUCAGAGCAAAACAUGGCAGUCCAAAAAGACGGUUCUGAACACUGGAUAUCGGGGGGGGGUAGUAAACACUCAAGCGUUCACACCAGGGGGAAAGUGCCUGCAUGAAAAUAGCUUUGGUCCAAAUGAACAUCAUAAUGCUGAUACAGCAAAGACUGUAUGCCCCCCCCCCACCCCCAAGCAGAAGUUAUGCAGUGAUCAUGUAAUCCUAUGGGCGCCUGGCGCUGUAACUUGUAAUUGGAAUGGUGCUGAUUCAAUCCCUGCAGAUGUGCCACUGUUCGAUGUGCAAGUUAAGGUACAUGCACUAGUUCCCAUGUACAAAAAAAAUGUAGGUUGCUUUGGAUGGGAGAAACCUGGUACAGUCAUUCAGAUGUAUGGGGUACAGUUUAGUCAAUGGUAGGGUGUUACCCUGCAGGGAAGUACAGAGCUCACUGCUCCCAAGAGCAGUGCGUCAUAGCUGUGUUCCACCUGUGGAUUUGUAAAACCUAACCCCCCCCCCGGGGGCUUUUGAUCACUGACUCACUGUUUCCGUCACACGACUCCAGUCCCACAGUAACAUAUAUUUGGUAUGAAUGUAACUGUAACUUUUACAUUUUUAAGUAUCUCUUCAUCAGCACUAUUCUGUACCUUUCCAGAGAGCUACUCAUGGUACCUUCAGAUGUCAUUGUUUUUUAAAAAAAAAUAAAUGAUUUUUUUUUUAAUAA
Messenger RNA from Brienomyrus brachyistius, 3255 nucleotides. RefSeq names its product heparan sulfate 6-O-sulfotransferase 2 (gene hs6st2). NCBI's taxonomy places the organism in Eukaryota, Metazoa, Chordata, Actinopteri, Osteoglossiformes, Mormyridae. The record is from RefSeq and is a predicted model, not a curated record. The transcript has 2 exons. The coding region runs from base 375 to 1763 and encodes 462 amino acids. Gene Ontology annotation, molecular function: heparan sulfate 6-sulfotransferase activity. Gene Ontology annotation, cellular component: membrane.